UCUGUGCCACUCACUGCCGUGAGCCUGCUUCCUCACUCCAGGACUGCCAGAGGAAGCAAUCACCAAAAUGAAGACUGCUUUAAUUUUGCUCAGCAUUUUGGGAAUGGCCUGUGCUUUCUCAAUGAAAAAUUUGCAUCGAAGAGUCAAAAUAGAGGAUUCUGAAGAAAACGGGGUUUUUAAGUACAGGCCACGAUAUUAUCUUUACAAGCACGCCUACUUUUAUCCUCCUUUAAAACGAUUUCCAGUUCAGGGCAGUAGUGACUCAUCCGAAGAAUAUGGAGAUGAUAGUUCAGAAGAGGAGGAGGAAGAAGAGGAGACUUCAAAUGAAGGAGAAAACAAUGAAGAAUCAAAUGAAGAUGAAGACUCUGAGGCUGAGAACACCACACUUUCUGCUACAACACUGGGCUAUGGAGAGGACGCCACACCUGGCACAUGGUAUACAGGGUUAGCUGCAAUCCAGCUUCCCAAGAAGGCUGGGGAUAUAACAAACAAAGCUACAAAAAAGGAGGAAAGUGAUGAAGAAGAAGAGGAGGAAGAGGAAGAAAAUGAAAACGAAGAAAGCGAAGCAGAAGUGGAUGAAAAUGAACAAGGCAUAAACGGCACCAGUACCAACAGCACAGAGGCAGAAAACGGCAACGGCAGCAGCGGCGGAGACAACGAAGAAGGGGAAGAAGAAAGUGUCACUGGAGCCAAUGCAGAAGGCACUACAGCAACCGGAGGGCAGGACAAGGGCAGCUCUAAGACAACAACCUCUCCAAAUGGUGGGUUUGAACCUACAACCCCACCACAAGUCUAUAGAACCACCUCCCCACCUUUUGGGAAAACCACCACCGUUGAAUACGAGGGGGAGUACGAAUACACGGGCACCAAUGAAUACGACAAUGGAUAUGAAGUCUAUGAAAGUGAGAACGGGGAACCUCGUGGGGACAAUUACCGAGCCUACGAGGAUGAGUACAGCUACUUUAAAGGGCAAGGCUACGACAGCUAUGAUGGUCAGAAUUACUACCACCACCAGUGAAGCUCCAGCCUG
Molecule: messenger RNA, 1030 nt
Organism: Piliocolobus tephrosceles (Ugandan red Colobus)
Lineage: Eukaryota; Metazoa; Chordata; Mammalia; Primates; Cercopithecidae
Gene: IBSP
Product: integrin binding sialoprotein
Exons: 7
Coding region: 68-1018 (316 amino acids)
Biological process (GO): extracellular matrix organization; bone mineralization; ossification
Cellular component (GO): extracellular region
Source: RefSeq, a predicted model, not a curated record